This is a messenger RNA of Solea senegalensis (Senegalese sole), 2759 nucleotides long. It is a transcript of the gene ppm1ba, whose product is annotated as protein phosphatase, Mg2+/Mn2+ dependent, 1Ba. The record is from RefSeq and is a predicted model, not a curated record. Gene Ontology annotation, cellular component: nucleus; cytosol. The transcript is spliced from 6 exons. The coding region runs from base 414 to 1598 and encodes 394 amino acids. NCBI's taxonomy places the organism in Eukaryota, Metazoa, Chordata, Actinopteri, Pleuronectiformes, Soleidae. Gene Ontology annotation, biological process: positive regulation of canonical Wnt signaling pathway; positive regulation of canonical NF-kappaB signal transduction; protein dephosphorylation. Gene Ontology annotation, molecular function: magnesium ion binding; protein serine/threonine phosphatase activity; manganese ion binding.
CCCCCAAACUGGAUAUUGAAAAAGAACGUCACCAGCCUUACAAAUUUAGCUUUAGCCAAAAUUAGCUUGGCGUACAAACUGAGUAUUUUUCUUAACAGCUGACCAUACCGGGGUACCGGUUAUUUAUUUGGUGUUCUCUGGUUUAACAAUACGAAACAUGUAUAUCAAAGCCUUACCCCGAUGCAGGGACAUGCUGAAAGGAGAACUGACCGUGUGAAUGCUGGUUAGCGUCAGUAAAGCUAACUGACGAGCAGGGGCCGAGAGACCAAAGUAGCUACCAUUAACGGAAGCUAAUCCUGUCACAACAAGCCUGGGCACUUAAACAUACCUGACCCCGGAGCUACGAGAAGGACUGACUGACUGAAUUAUUUCCUAUACUACGAAGUAGCAGUGGGUCUCUAGAGGCCAGAGCCAUGGGUGCGUUCCUAGACAAACCCAAGACAGAGAAGCACAAAUUGCAUGGUGAAGGUAAUGGCCUGCGCUAUGGCCUAAGCUCCAUGCAGGGCUGGCGGGUGGAGAUGGAGGAUGCUCAUACAGCCAUUUUGGGACUUCCUGCUCCUGGCAUGACUGACUGGUCAUUUUUUGCUGUGUAUGAUGGUCAUGCUGGCUCAAAGGUUGCCAAUUACUGCUCUAAACAUCUUCUGGAACACAUAAUCAAUGCCAGUUUAAGGGUCAGAGGGACACAAGGCUCCCAGGCUGGCUUAGACAGCAAAACCUCAGCUCAAGCUCCUCCUACAGUAGAUGCUGUCAAAUCUGGGAUCCGUACCGGGUUCCUGGCGAUUGAUAAUCACAUGCGCAGCCUCUCAGACCUGCGGAAUGGCAUGGACCGUAGUGGCUCCACAGCAGUGGGAAUUCUUCUGUCACCUGAGCAUUUUUUCUUCAUUAACUGUGGUGAUUCUCGAGCUGUCCUUUACCGCAAUUCACAGGUGUGCUUUUCCACACUCGACCACAAGCCUUGUAAUCCACGUGAGAGAGAGCGCAUCCAGAAUGCUGGUGGGUCAGUGAUGAUUCAGAGGGUUAAUGGAUCACUGGCUGUUUCUCGAGCUUUGGGGGACUACGAUUACAAGUGUGUGGACGGAAAGGGCGCCACUGAGCAGCUGGUCAGCCCUGAACCAGAAGUGUUUGACUUGGUUCGGGCCCCGGAACAAGAUCAGUUUGUGGUCCUGGCAUGUGAUGGUAUCUGGGAUGUCAUGUCCAAUGAGGAUCUGUGCGACUUUGUGAAAUCAAGGCUUGAGGUGUCUGAUGACCUGGAAAGAGUCUGCAGUGAAGUGUUGGAUACAUGUCUGCACAAGGGGAGUCGAGACAACAUGAGUGUUGUGUUGGUGUGUUUGCCCAACGCUCCCAAAGUGUCAGAGGAAGCUGUGAGAAAAGACGCUGAGCUCAACAAUUAUCUGGAGUCUCAAGUGGAAGAGAUGCUGUCUCGCUCAGUACAGGAGGGAUUUCCAGACCUGGUAACUGUGAUGAGGAAUCUGUCGACUGACAGCGGGAUGCCACCUCUGCCUCCAGGGGGAGGCCUUGCCAGCAAACACGGUGUUAUUGAAGCAGUAUACAAUCGUCUAAUCCCAUACAGGGAGGAAGAUGGGCAGAUCAAGUAUUAAAAUGGCCCUCUGGUUUUUACAGGUAAAAGAAUUUUCUGAAACUAUGCUGAAAUAUUUCAAGUGGGGAAUCCCUUUGCAUCACAUUUUCACAUGUAAUUUUAAUACACCUGGGAUUAGAAUGCGUUAUUUUGUGAUGAGAUGGCGAUCUGAUAGCGCUUCACCACAUGCAUUUACACCUGGGAUUAACAUGCGUCUGUGGUUAGCCGCACAUGAAAUUGUGCUAUUGUAUGGACUCUUCGUUGCUUUUCGAGGGGAAGAAGUCGUCUUCGACACGUUGAAAACGUUAGCUGUGCUGGGUGGAGUGGAGACGUAAUUUUGUUUAAUGUAGUCACAGUGCAUCUCCGAUAACCUCCUGAAGUGGUUUGGCAGAUCGUAUGGCAAUCUGCCUCAGGUGUAUUUACACCUGUACUUACAAGUGGUCAGGCGCUAUCCGAUUGCAAUCAGACUACGGGUGACGCAUUUUAAUCCCUGAUGUAAAGAAGCCUGUUCCUUCCCCACUCCUCUGUUUUCUCAGUUCAAACACAGUUACCAGCAGGGGUUUUAUUUUUUAAAGCUAACACUUUCUAUAUCAGCCUGCAUUUAUUCAAUAACUGACACUAGAACAAUAUACUGCAUACAAUGAAGAAUGCCCGUAUCUGCCAGUGGUUCUAAAACAGUGUUGUGUUUCUCUUUUUGAGGGUGUCUCCAUGGUUGUGAGGUGAUCAGGUUUAGACCCACCAGGUUGAGCAAUAGGAAGGAGACAGUAAUGCAACAUUACGCAUGCCAACUGCCAUAAAACAACAACAGGACUCCAUGGUUGUAAAUUGAAAAUAUACUGUUCCUGCUGGAGGUCAGAUGUGGCUCUGUAUCUUUCGGCUUCGUGCCAUCUUUCUGUGAUAUUACAUUAUGUAAUGUCGUAUACCAAACAAUGGGGAGGAGUUCAAUUGAUUCCUUCAUUGAUUGAUUCCAUGAUUCAGUUUUAAAAUGAUAAGAUAUACAAAAUAAUCGUAGGAUAUUCACCGCAGGGAGAUCAUGCAAGACAGUCAUCAGUUAUGUCUCGUUCUCAAGCUCAAUAGGUUUCUCUUUGUCACCAGUGCAGUUAGUUGUUAAGGCACGGAAUGGGAAAUAAAAGAGACAUUUGUUUAUUUUGUAUUUAUUAAAGUUGAAGAUGUGUGACUCAAA